This is a messenger RNA of Drosophila willistoni, 1371 nucleotides long. RefSeq lists its product as uncharacterized. The transcript is spliced from 4 exons. The record is from RefSeq and is a predicted model, not a curated record. NCBI's taxonomy places the organism in Eukaryota, Metazoa, Arthropoda, Insecta, Diptera, Drosophilidae. The coding region runs from base 385 to 1350 and encodes 321 amino acids.
CAAGCAACGCGACGGCAUCAACUCCAAAAGCAAUACAAAUAGUUUCUUGGCUGGAUUUUUGUGGGCAAAUAUUUGGCAAUUAGCAAGAGUGUGUGAGAGUGUGUGUGUGUGUUUGUGUCCGUGUGACUGUGUGUGGGCAAUUGCAGCAACAAUUGCAGUUAUCAUUUUCGUGAAGCCGGUUUGAAAAAAUUACGCAAAGAAAACAAAAAAGCAAGCGAAAAACAACAACAAAAGACACAUUUCUGUUUGUAUUGGUGUGCACAGAAAAAAAAAGCAAACAAAAAAGUAAUCAAUUAAAACAAGUUUACUUUUUGCCAAUUGUGCAAAACAGAGAAAAUAAAGUAAAAAAAUCAACAAGUUGUCCAAACAAAACAAAAAGAAAAAAUGAUCGGAAAAAUGCAGUUGCUUUACAUUUUUUUGCUAUUGAUCGCAGUCGGAAGUGCUUUGCCCACAUCCGCGCCAAGUGUCUUUAGCAGCGAUCCCAAGGAUCCUUCGGUGGUGGAGGACGUGGUGGUGGAAACGGGAUCAGCGUAUGCCACAUCCCCGCUCAGCAUUGUGAAUGGCGAUGGAGGUCUUGUUGUGGUCUCACCUGGUUCGCCAAUUGAUUUCAGCGGCUUGCAGUUCGACACAGUUACACCAUUGACGACGGCCACACAGCUAUCGAAUGGAGUGGUAAUGCCCUGCAGUCUCAGCUCGGCGGAGCUUAACGAAUGUGUUCGUGGUUUGAUUCAGACAUUUGCCCCGCAAUUGAAAUACCGCGGUGUACCCGAAUAUAAUCUUGGAUCCAUUGAUCCAUAUUUCUAUAAGCGAGGAAUUUUCCGAUAUACCAAUGACGGAAUCCAAGGCGGUUUACUGAUCAAGAACAUGGAAAUCUAUGGCAUUAGCGACAUUCAAGUCAAUUCGGUGAAUGCCAAUUUCACGGAUAGCGGAUUCGUAAUCAAAUUGGGCGUGGAAUUGCCCCAACUGAAGGCUGGCGGACACUUUAAGGCCGAUGUGAAAUUUGGUGGCUUGCGUCUGGUGCCCAAAGGUCCAUUCAAUAUAACCAUUGAUAACGUCAAGGCGACCAUUUUGACUGAUGGCCACAUUGAAGAAUUGCCAAGCGGACAGCAGCGUCUCAGUCUGCAUCGUCUGAAUGCAAAUGUGAAUAUAGGAAAUGCUCAAGUCAUUGCCAAUGGCAUUUUCUCGGAUCGCAACUUAAAUGCCAUGAUCCUGAAUUUGGUCAAUGAAAAUCUGCCCGAAAUCACUCGCGUUGGCAUUCCGGCAACACGUGAACAAUGGGCUCCAAUUUUGAUAUCUCAUAUCAAUGAUUUCUUUGCUCAGGUUCCUAUAGAGAAAUUCCUGAUACAAUAAGCACAAAUCAUAAAACAAAGU